CCUAACAAGCGCUCAUGCACCCGCGGGCGUGCCGGCCUGUUCAGUUCGUUCAAGUCGUCGAGUUUGCGCGCGCGUGCGGACCUCCGGUGGAAUACGGGAAUCGAGACGAUGGCCGACUACGAAUCUGACAGUGACGAAGGCGAAGCAGGACUCGGGAAUGUCACAAGAGUAAUCAUGAGGCCGGUUGGUCACAGUGGAAAAGCAAAAAAAGGACAUUUAUGUUUUGAUGCUUCGUUUGAAACUGGCAAUUUAGGCAGAAUCGAUUUGGUAUGCGAGUACGAGUACGAUCUUUUCAUACGACCGGACACCUGCAAUCCACGGCACAGAUUAUGGUUCAAUUUUGUCGUGGAAAAUACGAGACAGGAUCAAAACGUCAUAUUCAACAUAGUCAACAUCAGCAACAAGAACAAUCUGUUCAAAAACGGAAUGACUCCAAUAGUGAGGAGCACGAGCCGGAACGCAUGGUAUCGCAUACCAAUUUACAGAGUACACUACCAUCGAUCGGUGUACCACGACAACAAAUAUGUCUUGAGCAUACUGUUCUCGUUCGACAAGGAUGACGAUAGCUAUCAAUUCUCGUACUCGUAUCCGUAUUCGUACACCCGGUUUCAGAAUUAUCUGUCGCUGAUUGAGAAAAAGAAGCUGCCUUAUUUCAAACGCGAACUGCUGGGACAGUCGAUUCAAAACAAACGAUUGGACUUGGUCACGAUUACUAAUCCGAAAAACAUGAAACCAACCGAAAAAGUGCAUGUCGUCGUGAUACUGGGCAGAGUACACGGAUCUGAGACACCGAGCUCUUAUGUCUGCCAAGGAAUCAUCGAAUUUUUGAUAAGCAAUCAUCCGGCCGUAGUACGUCUUCGAAAAAAAGUUGUAUUCCAAUUAAUACCUAUGAUGAACCCCGACGGAGUCACUUUAGGAAAUUCAAGGACCAACCUGUUGGGAAUCGACUUGAACAGAGCUUGGCACAAGAUAUCGCAGUGGGUGCACCCGAUACUGUACGCCGUUCGCAAUCACUUGACGGACAUCGAGAAGAACGAGAACAUGGAACUCGAUCUGGUCAUCGACGUACACGCUCAUUCGUCCCUCCACGGCGUGUUUACGUACGGGAACGCGUACGACGACGUUUACAGGUAUGAAAAACAUAUUCUAUUUCCGAAACUGUUGGCGCAACACGUUGAAGGAUAUGAACAAUCGUACUCGCUGUGUAACAGAGAUAUAAAAAAAUGUGGCACAUCCCGGAGGUUUCUGUGUCAAUCGUUGAAGGACAACGUAAACUGCUACACGCUGUUCGUGUCGCAACACGGAUUCAAGAUAUCGCCGAAAACGUUGAUUCCGUUCACCGAAGAGUCGUUCUACACCAUCGGCAGAUGCGUGGUGCUCACGUGCUCGGACUAUUUCAAAUCGAAGGGCGUGCUGACGACGCAACCGGUCGCGGCGCCCCGGGGCGCGAAGAAGAAACGUCACCAAAAGCGGAAGAACGGGUUGUGCCUGGGGCAGCGCGAUGUGUACCCGAUGUUCAAGAGAAAGCUGAAGAAGAAGUCGCUGACGUUGAAACGGGUCGACAUCAAGGACUCGUUCCGCAACAUGAUGCUGUCGGGCGUGACGGCGCAGGACCGUCGCAGGACCGUCGAUUGGAGCACAAGGCCGAGCAUGCGAUUCGCGGACUGCGGCAAAAAGCCGGACGCGUCGGCAACGGCAGCGGCGACGGCGUCCGAAAACGAUCGCAGAGAAAACGCCGCCCACGCGUUUUCCGUCAUCAACGUAAACGACAUCAUACGAGACACGCACGCGUUGCGGCUCAACACCUAACCGCCACUCCUGCGAUUUCCGGUCAGUAAAGUUGCAUCCUGGUCUGCCAUUAGUUAAAUCCGACGCUGAAUCUAUUACGAGUAUAAAAUAAGUGUUUAUAAUCAGUAUUGUUCAAAUACAGGUUACUGCAGCCAUCACCAGUUGCAAUCAUUUUCGUGUUGGCUAUCCCGCAACAUGAUUUAUGCGUUAUAAAAUGUAUAUUGUUCAUAUUCCUGAUCAUUUUUACGUAAGUAACGUCCGCCUAUUCGAGUAGGCAUUGUGCUGAAGCGCUCGAUUUUUUUUUCAAUUUUCGUUUACUACGUGAACCUUUUUUAAAUGUUUCUUAUUUGAUUUUACCACAAGAUAAUAUUAUUUGAAGCACGUUUUCGCGAGAGGAAUAUUAUAUAAGCCGGAUCUUUGUAAAAUAUAAACAACAUUAAAAAAUCGUUAAAACCAAAUCUU
Molecule: messenger RNA, 2250 nt
Organism: Sipha flava (yellow sugarcane aphid)
Lineage: Eukaryota; Metazoa; Arthropoda; Insecta; Hemiptera; Aphididae
Product: cytosolic carboxypeptidase 6
Exons: 13
Coding region: 109-1809 (566 amino acids)
Biological process (GO): proteolysis
Molecular function (GO): metallocarboxypeptidase activity; zinc ion binding
Source: RefSeq, a predicted model, not a curated record